GAUAGAGUUUGCGCUUGCGCUUUCUGUGAAGUUUACUGUGUUUUAAAAUGGCAGGAGAUGGUGUAGAGAAAGGGGCAAAGGAAGCUGGGAUUAAUAUGGGUGUUGCCGAAGACAAACUGAAGAGGAAAUUGAGUAACGGUACCAUUAAGAAGGAAGAUUCUGUCACUGAAAAUGGGUUGGAUACUACAGCUAACAAUGUUUUGAGUGAAAAUUCUAGUCUGGCCUCAAUUGGAGUUGAAUAUGCAACAGCAGGUGAUGACGACGAUGUUGCAAGUCCCUUUCCAGCAGACUUUGAAAUGUACUGGAAAGCUGUCCAGGAGAACCCUCUGGAUUUUACAUCUUGGACUGAUCUUCUACAAUAUGUAGAGCAAGAAAAUCACAUUGUUGCUGCCCGGAAGGCAUUUGAUGCCUUCUUUGUUCGCUAUCCUUACUGUUAUGGAUACUGGAAAAAAUAUGCUGAAAUGGAAAGGCGGUGUGGGUUUUUAGCAGAGGCUGAGCAGGUACUCCAGCGUGGAUUGCAAAAUAUUCCUUUGAGCGUUGAUCUUUGGAUCCAUUAUAUCACAUUCUUGCAGCAAACGCUCGACAUGAAUCUUGCAGAAUCUGCUGUCAAAAUUCGCAGUGCAUUUCAGUCUGCUGUGACUGCUGCUGGCAUGGAGUUUCGCUCAGACAAACUGUGGGAGAUGUUUGUUGAAUGGGAAAAAGAACAAGGAGAACUGAAGACCGUCACCGCUAUUUAUGACAGAGUGAUGACCACUCCAACGCAGCUGUAUCACACACAUUUUGAAAAGUUUAAAGUUCAUGUAAUGCUUCAUGCUCCAAAUGAAAUUCUUUCCACGGAAGAAUUCCUGUGGCUAAGGGCAAAGGCUGUAGCAGAAAAAGCAAAGGAGGGCCCAGAUACUGAGGAAGCUGCAGCAGGAGAUGAGCUGCCACCAGGUGUUGAUACCACUGACCAGGAUUCAGGAUCACUCCAGCUAACUGUAAUAUUUAUCCUUUUUGCUCUCUCUCUAUUUUUUCAUUCUUCUGAAAAGUAUGCAAAGUACCUGGAGAACCACACAGUUGAAGGGGCUCGAAACGUCUACCAGCGGGCAUGUGGAUACCAUUUGCCCAGGAAGCCAACAAUUCAUCUGCACUGGGCUGCUUUUGAGGAAGGUCAAGGUAAUGUGGAGGAAGCAAGACGGAUAUUGAAGAUGUUUGAUGACUAUACUCCAGGAUUGGCUGUGAUACGUCUGCGUCGGGUGAGCCUGGAACGCCGACAGGGAAACUUGGAAGGUGCUGAGACUUUAUUACGAGAAGCUGUUAAGGAGAAUGAAGGCACACCCCUUGCUAGUUUUUAUGCAAUUAAACUGGCCAGGCAUCUGCAGAAGUUACAGAAAAAUUUGACAAAAGCUAGAAAUGUUCUCUUGGAAGCUAUUGAAAAGGACUCUGACAAUACAAGGCUGUACCUGAAUCUUUUGGAGCUAGAGUUUAGUGGUGACGUGAAACAAAAUGAAGGAAACACAUUGAACUGCAUUGACAGAGUGCUGAACAGUACCCUCUCCAAGGAAAUAAAAUUCAUCUUCUCCCAAAGGAGACUAGAGUUUCUUGAAGAUUUUGGGUCAAACAUUCACAGUUUGUUGAAUGCGUAUGAUGAACAUCAAAAAUUCCUAAAAAAUUACACAAGGAAGAGGUCCCCAUCAGAUGGGUGAGUUUAGU
Messenger RNA from Protopterus annectens (West African lungfish), 1692 nucleotides. Its product is annotated as pre-mRNA-processing factor 39-like. Gene Ontology annotation, molecular function: protein binding. The record is from RefSeq and is a predicted model, not a curated record. Gene Ontology annotation, biological process: mRNA 5'-splice site recognition; RNA processing. The coding region runs from base 48 to 1685 and encodes 545 amino acids. The transcript has 10 exons. Gene Ontology annotation, cellular component: U2-type prespliceosome; U1 snRNP; nucleus. Lineage: Eukaryota; Metazoa; Chordata; Ceratodontiformes; Protopteridae.